This is a messenger RNA of Alligator mississippiensis (American alligator), 4921 nucleotides long. RefSeq names its product spermidine synthase (gene SRM). Gene Ontology annotation, molecular function: spermidine synthase activity. Lineage: Eukaryota; Metazoa; Chordata; Crocodylia; Alligatoridae. The record is from RefSeq and is a predicted model, not a curated record. Bases 2818 to 3945 code for a protein of 375 amino acids. Gene Ontology annotation, biological process: spermidine biosynthetic process. The transcript has 6 exons. Gene Ontology annotation, cellular component: cytosol.
UAGGGAAAAGCAGACUCCAUUGUCUUGGAUGGACAUGGGACAAACAUGGCAGGUGUCUGGCUUGGCAGACAUACCGCACCGUGUCUGAGAAGCAAGUAGGGCCACAGCUCCUGAGUACCAUAGAUAUUGUGCACCCACAGAACUGCCCAUCCUGCCUCCUCUUUACAAUACAGUAAUGCAGACAAUGUAUUUGGUUCCCAAGCAGUAAUCUCAUGUGUUCUGUAAGAGAGGAAAGAAUGCAAGUACUUUUGAACUGAAAAUCAGCAGUAGCUGCUUUGCCCAAACAGUACAGAGGUGAUGCACAGACUUGCUGAGAGCAACGUAACUAGGUUAAAAUGGUUGGAACGGACCAAAGAAGGAAUCGACUUGGCAGUCUCACCCCCACUACUUGGUACUUCUAUCUGCGACCUCAACCCUUGUUCCAAAUGCUAAUGACUGGAGGCUUGUGAUGACCUUGAGACAGGUAUGUAGCCUCAGUUGCAACUGAAGCACAGAGCCAGCGUGACUUAGCUAACUUGCAGGUAGGGCUGGCACUGAAACCCAGAUCUCUGGAGACGUUCCUACCAUCCAAGCCUUUGUGCUCAGAUCUGCAUAGUCUUAUUUUAUCCACCCUUUUGUGCUUGUGGAGCUUGACCUGUUAACAAGGGCAGGGUGAUAGAAACUGAGUAAAUUCAAAAAGUCCCUUUCAGUGCUCUAAAAUAUGGGGCACUUGUACUCCAAGAGCUUCAGCUCACAAGAGUGCCCAUCUCUUCUGCUUAUUUCCAGGCCUGUUUUUGGUUUAUUUUUUGAUCUGGGUUAUUUUGGGGGGGGUGUAAGUGUAGGAGUUUUGCCAUGAAUAGUGUCAGCCAAGUUGCACUGUGGAGCAUCGCAGCUCUGUCCUUUCCUACUCCUAAAAUUCAUUUGUACAGAAGAACAUUAUAUGCCUGCAGUGUCUCUUUGAAGAGAGGUAAUUGGAAAGCAAUUUUCCUUAUGAAUAUUAUGUGCCAUUCCCACAGCCCACUUUCAACAGUCGCUGCUGCUGUCAAUUGCAAUUUCCUUUCAGCUUUGCCACCUCUGCUAUCUUUUUUAAUUGAGGUAGCAGUGACUUUAUUGAGAGCUCCAUUGGCUGCGGAGAUUAAAAAAUCCUGGGGUUUCUAUGGCCUCUCUUCCCUCAUUUAGAAGUGUAUACAAUGUAACGUUUUCAAAGGUGCUCUUAAUUUUCUUCCUUUUUCCCCUUUUUGAAUUGGGGCUUGCUGCCUCGGGUUUUAAAAAACGUUCUUAAUGAAGAUGACUGGCAAAUCUAUGCAUGUUCUUUCUGUCUACCGAUGCGCAAUUACAGCUGUCAUUCAGGUGCAGUGAUAUGCUGCAGUCCUGUAAUGCAUAAAAACCACCCAAGAAAAACAUUUUGGCCUAAAAACUCAGUUUUGAUAACUGCUCUUUUUGUGUGGCUUUUCAGCCUGUUCUUUGAAAUUUUGUGCCCAGUGUUUUAUAACGAUUUUGGAUGUGUUCCAGGGCACAUUAUCAGCAGAAUGGAAAUUACUUUCCUAGCAUCUUGGCAUUGAAACAUAAAUUAAUUUAAAAAAAAUGGGGUGUGAUUUGGGAUGCUUUAGUUAAUGUGCCUUUAAAUGGCUCUGAUUUUCUGAAAAUUAGGCCCCUCUAAGGUGUGUCCAGUCAGUCACUCAAAUUCAUUAGUCAUAUCUUCUCAAUCAACAUGUUAAUUACUGUGCAGUAAUUACCUCUUUCUUAGCAACUCAGAAGCGAUUUGAUCUUUUGGUAAAGAGAACAGCUAACCUUUUGAAUUUAAGUAUGGUUGCCUCCCUUGUUGAAAUGUGUGCGCCAGUUGUGUCAUGCUUAAUAGUUUUCAUAAAGAAUUGUUUUAGUAGAGCACUUAUAAACACCCAUUUUGCUUUACAGGAACAUAGCACUAGAAAGCAAACUAGUAGCUCUAAGCAUCUCUGGAUGAAAGUGGUGUAUGGAUUAUCUCUUGAUCUUUCUGUUAGGCCUCCAGUCUCCAAGAGGAUUGGAUUUUGUGCAACCCAGGAUCUCUUGAGCAAAUAUUGGCAAGAUUUCAUAGAAGCAGGCUGCUGUCAUUCCCCAGUUUGACCUGUGGCAGGUUGAUGGUGGUUUUCUGUAGAGUUUAAAUGGUGGCUUGUAUGGGCUAGUUUGGAUAGGGAUGAUAUUGUCCCAGACAAGGGGCUGUACUAGACCCUCGGCGGUCCCUUCCAGCCCUGCUUCUCUGCGACUCUGGCCUGUCCGGUGUGACCAGCGCUUAAGGAAGCCGGCUGGGAGGACAGUCACUCGCCCAAGUAAGUUACUAGGCAGCACAUGUACCUGGUGCAGAAUCGGGCCAUCUUUUUUUGCGGGGAGGUGCUCUGCACACCAGCUUUAUGUCGAAACUUCUUUCCAGAUCCUGUCUAGUCGUACAUUAGAGCAUCCUGAUCAUCAGGAUAAUUGACCUGUUGGAGCUAUUCUUGCCUUUCAUUUUUUAAACAAUUUAUUCCAGAUGAUAGGAGCAGCAUUCAUAGUGCAACCGGGGCUGAGUUGAAGACCGAGACCAGUAUUGUCUAUGAGCGGAUACAGGCAGGUCACUACGAAAUCUUCCCAACCCGGUCGGGGGGCCGAGGGGAGGAGCCGUGCCGAAUCCUCCGCAGUUGCCGAUAUUCAGUUCUCUUCCCGGUGUCUUGUCCUUCGUCACGGCCGACCGAGCGCAGCGCUCGGUGCCUCUCCACCCCGCUGCUCUCCCACCUGGCCCCGGCUCCACUUCCUCCGUCAGAAGGAGGGAGUGGGGGUCGCAAACUUGUGCUCCCUCUCGGUGCAGCUGGUUGCGCUAGUCCGCCAAUGCGCAUCUACCCUGCCGUAGGCCGGAGAGGUCUCCACAAAGCUGACGCCUGCCCGGGACUCGAGCUGUCUGGGGGUGGCCUUGCCCUGUGCCCUCCCAACCCGGAGGCUAGGGGGGGAAAGGAGGAUCCUCCAGCCCAGCAGCCAGGACAGGUUCGUCCCCUGCGGCCCGUGUCCAGAAACGUGGCACUGCUGCUCCCCGGCGUCCGCAGCAUCCCCGGGCCCGCCCCCCGGCCGCCUUUGUGCGCCGAGCCCCGCCCCCCGGCCGCAGGCCCCGCCCCCCGGCGGCCGGCUCUCGCUGGCGCGCCCCCACGUGGCCCCCACGGCGCGGGCCGUACUAACAUGCUGGCGCGGCUCAGCGAGGCUGCGCCGACCGCGGGCCAAUGGCGAGGCCGCCGGGGGGCGGGCGCUCGACGCGCAUUGGCCGCGGGCGGCCGGCGCGGCGCGUCAUUGGGCCCCAGGGCCGGGUCGGCUGCGCCGCGCGGGCAGGUGCGGCGGGGCCGCGGCAUGGAGCCGGAGCGGCCGCAGCAGGCCCCGAGCGCCGCCAUCCGCGAGGGCUGGUUCCGCGAGACCUGCAGCCUGUGGCCGGGCCAGGCCAUGUCGCUGCAGGUGGACGAGCUGCUCUACGCCAAGCGCUCGCGCUUCCAGGAGAUCCUCGUCUUCCGCAGCAAGACGUACGGCAACGUGCUGGUGCUGGACGGCGUGAUCCAGUGCACGGAGCGCGACGAGUUCUCCUACCAGGAGAUGAUCGCCAACCUGCCGCUCUGCAGCCACCCCAGCCCCCGCAAGCAGGUGCUGAUCAUCGGCGGCGGGGACGGCGGGGUGCUGCGCGAGGUGGUGAAGCACCCGUCCGUGGAGUCGGUGGUGCAGUGCGAGAUCGACGAGGAUGUGAUUAAGGUGUCUAAGCAAUACCUCCAGGGCAUGGCGGUGGGGUACUCCAGCCCAAAGCUGACCCUGCGCAUCGGUGAUGGCUUUGAGUUCAUGCAGCAGAACCAAGAAGCCUUUGAUGUGAUUAUCACAGACUCCUCCGACCCUGUGGGUCCUGCCGAGAGCUUGUUCAAAGAAUCCUACUACGAGCUGAUGAAGACAGCUCUGCGAAAGGAUGGCAUCCUCUGCUGCCAAGGGUGACCAUGUGGGGAACUUGGGACACUGCCGCUACCACUGGUAUUACUGUUUGAGCAGGUAAGGAGUCAGUGGCUCAUUAAUAACCCAUUCUUUUCUUCACAGGGGUUAACAAUCCCACUUUCAAUGGUUGUUCCACUAAUCAAGCUAAUCUACAAACACAGUUUUGCUGUCUGAUAGGACUUUCUGUUUCAUAACUCCUGCCACUGGGCCUCCUUACCCAGGAUUCUUGUUUUAAUUUUCAGUGGACUGGCCUUUGAAAUCUGGGGCUAUCCCAGCCAGUCCAAGACAUAUGGUCACCCUACUUGCUUGCAGACACAUGGGGGGGGAGGAAUGUGCUUUACUUUAAACUUGGCGCCCACACCAAACCCAACACACACCCAGAAAAUGCAGCGCAUUAGUUGGACCCGGCUUUCCCAAUAUCUAUAAAAAUUGGGCGUUUUAGUGGCGGGGUUUUGGCACUUGUAUGUAGAUUUGCUGCUUCAGAUAAGCACCAAAAAGCCCCAGUGAAGCACCCGAUCUAUACAGACACUACAGAGUCGGGUCAAAGUAAUGCGCUGCUGCUCCUGGUAAAGUGUGGGUUUUUGCGGGGGGCUUUUCCCCACUUCUGUCAGUGCAAAUUAUAACUGACUUGGCCUGGGCCUGUAGAUCUUGUCCCCACUUGACUGAGGCUGUACCUUACAUAUGUUUUCAUCACCAGCCACAGCCUCAGGGGGGGCAGCAAAGAGCCAAGGCUGGGGAGAGCUUUGUCCUGACACACUGGAAAACAACUUUCCAUAACUCUGUGAAAUGUCUUGGAGUCUGCCUGUGCCUUUGCGGUGCCCUUCCCCAGGACCUGCCUUUGGACCCCCAACAGCCUGGGUCUGCUGAUGAAAAUCGCAGGAGCAGUAACACUGUAAAGCGCAGAGCCCAGAUGUCACCUUGAUUCCUCUCAGCUCAAAGCUGGAGGUGGCGAUGAGCUGCUCUGAGGUCCUUCUUUCCC